This is a messenger RNA of Spizellomyces punctatus DAOM BR117, 1197 nucleotides long. RefSeq lists its product as uncharacterized. The transcript is spliced from 3 exons. Lineage: Eukaryota; Fungi; Chytridiomycota; Chytridiomycetes; Spizellomycetales; Spizellomycetaceae. The record is from RefSeq and is a predicted model, not a curated record. Bases 178 to 861 code for a protein of 227 amino acids.
UGGUUUUUGGCGCUUCCACCCAAGCAAAAGUUCCGGUGGCUCCUAUUCCUCGUAGACAAGUCGACCAUAUUAAAAGCUGGUUUAACAGCGCUUGCUCAAGGUCCUGUGUGACCAUAACCCAACAAGGUUCAAAAGCACUCUUCCGACUUUAGAGCCAGCCGCCCAAAUUGAGACAGAAUGAUGCACCCUCAGACCAAGAACAAGUACAAAAUCUCGUUAACAGCGGUGUUGAACGAUGAGUACGAGAGUCCUUUCUCCCUAUCAGAUUUUGAGAAAUUCGUUCAAAAGGAACAUUCAGAGGAAAACCUCGCAUUCUGGCACUCUAUAAUGCGAUACCGGGAAAACGCCUCAAAGGUCUUUCAAAACUGUCCCAGUACCCUUCGCACCCGUCGAACGGGCUCCCACAGCUCAGUACGAAGCAUGUCCUCUGUCUUCAACUCAACGGCAUCCCUCCAAAACCGAACAGCAACAGGCAGUGUACACGGAUCUGAAGAACCACUUUCAGAGGACAAGGAAAGGGAACUAGCCGCCCUCAAAGAUGAGAUUGAAAUGAUUGUAACAUUGUACAUGAUGCCUGGAAGUGAUAAGGAAGUGAACCUGCCAGCUGCAAUUCGCAAAAAGGUGCUGGUAGAUAUCAACGAAAAGAAAAACUAUCAUCCAGAUGUUUUUAAACAUGUCUUGGAACAUACAUACAUGAUGAUGAAAACAUCAACGUAUCCAAACUUUUAUCGGCACGCUUGUCACUACCUUCAGCAAAAGAACCUUCCAUUCCCCGAGAAACGCCCUCAAGAGAGGGAGUCUGCUGCAGCGGUAGCAAAGGACGUACCAGCACCGCAAAGAGAUAGUGCUACGGCUCAGUAACAUGGUGAGAGAAAGGGAAUAUCUGUGUCGAAUAGCAAAUAUCCAUAGUUGAUGAUGCCCUGAACCCAUCGAUCCAAUCUAUUUCGUGAAAUGUGAUUUUGGGUUGCUAGAGGUAGAUGAGCGGGCCCUUUUUUUUUGUUUACACAUAGUGCAACACUCUAGAAAAUAAGAGUGAAGUUGUUGCAACACGACUCUGUUGGUGAACAGCAGGUUUUGACAGCACUUGCAAAAAGAAGAUACUCUCCAAGUUUCUUGGUCAUGAUACAUAUACAUGUUGGGGACUUUCAAAAAAGUGAUCAACAAGGAUUUUUCCGUUUAAAUACAUUUUUUCCCAAA